AUGUCCGAUCUCCUUUCUUCCAUAUUCCUAAUAACGUUUCUGAGUUCUGCUUCUUGCGAGACACAAGAAAUCAUUUAUUUGGCUUCCAACACUUCGAUUCUCAGAGAUGUCAAACACGGUCUUCAUUUCGCUAACUUUGUAAAACACCGGUUCAAGUAUUUGAAAGUCACACCCUUCAUGUCUUCACUGAUACCAAACCAGAAAAAGUGUCAGCUUUUUUGUGUUCAAAACUUGCAGUGUUUGUCGCUUAACGUCGCUGUUUUCCCCGACUCUGAUGACAAGUUUAAAUGUGAGCUUCUUGCCACGGACAUUUUCAAUUCUUCUUCAAGCAUCACCAACGACGUGAAUUACAACCAUUACAGCUUUGAGACUAAAUGUCACGACCAGCCUUGUGCAAACAAUGGUAUGUGUGUUCCCAACUACAAGACCAACACAUACUCGUGUCAGUGCCAGUGUCCACAUUACGGCUACAACUGUGAAAAAGGCGAGUAA
This is a messenger RNA of Actinia tenebrosa (Australian red waratah sea anemone), 492 nucleotides long. Its product is annotated as protocadherin-like wing polarity protein stan. The record is from RefSeq and is a predicted model, not a curated record. NCBI's taxonomy places the organism in Eukaryota, Metazoa, Cnidaria, Anthozoa, Actiniaria, Actiniidae.